GAUCUCUUCUGCUCGUCCAGUCCCUCCUGCAGGAGUCCAGCUGUCCUGUACUCGCUGCUGUGUCCACUUGCCUUCUGACCAUGUCUGCUCACCUCUGUUUAGCUCUGCUGGCUCUCUGCUCUCUGACGACUGCGUCUGACCCAGAAUGUGCAGAGCUGCUCAAACCUCUGGAGGAGCGAGGCCAGGUUUCUGGAAAAUGGAUUUUCCACGUUGGAACAUCAGACAAUGAAGAGUCUCUAAAGGGACUUAAAGAUUUCAACAGCUCCCGGAUUGAACUCUCACCCAUACCCGAUAGUGACAACAUGACCCUGCACUGGAUGGACAGAGUGAAUGGGAAAUGUAUUCAUGGAGAUGUUACUGGCACCUUCUUAAGAAACGACUCCGAAGUGACAUUUCAUUUCAACAUCCACACUCACGAGCAUGUUGGGAAGCACCUGAAGACCUGCGCUGGGUGCAUCCUGUGGACCGACACCGCAGUGUGGAGGGAGAACGGGGAAACCAAACAGGGCCGACACCUCUUCCUCUUCACAAAUUCUGGGAAGUUGGACGAUGCUGAUCUUGAUGUUUUCAAGAAACAAGCUGCAUGCCUCAACCUCCUGGCUGAAUUCCACUUUGGAGAGACCACAGACCUGUGUCCCGAGGAGGAGGAGGCUGCCACAGACGUAAAGGAGGAAGAAGACUAGAGAAAACCGUUGUUGAAAAGAGCCGGUCGUCACCUGCUGUGAACCUCAAAUCCAUCCUGAACAUCUGUUUGAUGAAUCUGUACCACUCAUAAGUCUUUAUCACUGGGGCGAGACUAUUUACAGUAUAUAGAAACCUUUUCUGUAUUAAAGAUGAGAUGAAGAGACUGAUUUCACAUUAACUGUACGGUUCAUGAAUCGUGACGGAAAAACAUUGUGUUCAUCUGUGCAUAAAAAGCUUGACAAAAAGAA
Molecule: messenger RNA, 932 nt
Organism: Hippoglossus stenolepis (Pacific halibut)
Lineage: Eukaryota; Metazoa; Chordata; Actinopteri; Pleuronectiformes; Pleuronectidae
Exons: 6
Coding region: 81-683 (200 amino acids)
Source: RefSeq, a predicted model, not a curated record